Molecule: messenger RNA, 1434 nt
Organism: Gekko japonicus
Lineage: Eukaryota; Metazoa; Chordata; Lepidosauria; Squamata; Gekkonidae
Product: obscurin-like
Exons: 14
Biological process (GO): protein phosphorylation
Molecular function (GO): protein kinase activity; ATP binding
Source: RefSeq, a predicted model, not a curated record
AUGGGACUCCCCCGCGCCGAACAGCAGGAAACUCCUGGUCAGAUUCCAGGCAAAACUGAAAAACUAUCCAGUCCCGGCAUUGUUCAACCAGCUGCAGCUGCCCCGGAGGAUGGCAUUCAAGAGGGCACUGUUCCCAUUGCCAGAACACCCCAGAUCAUGGGGGAAUCUGGUGUCAGCUGGGAUGUGCAGAGAGAAGUUCACGUUGAGACCGUGGGGCCGACCUCUGUCUACACAGUGGAGAAGAGUGAUGCAACCCCGCCGUACAUGCAGGUGACCAUUGAAGAUGUGCUGGUUCGGUGUGGGGAGAUGGCAAAGUUCGAGGCCAUUAUCGAAGGGAAUCCCCAGCCAACCGUUGCUUGGUUUAAGGGGAUUUCCUUAUUGGCGGACAGCGAAAAAGUCGGUCAGUUCAGUGAAGGCACAAGAUACUCUUUAAUCCUGUACAAUACCAGGUCUGAAGACGGAGGGGUCUACACGUGCAUAGCUAAAAAUGCAGGAGGAGAGGUCUUAUGCAAAGCCGAAUUGGUGGUGCAAGAAGACAAGAAAAGCCAAGAGGCAAAGAAAGAGAGUACAAGAAGAAAGCUCCAUUCCGUCUAUGAGGUCAAGCAAGAAAUAGCGAGAGGUUCCUUUGGCCUUCUCAAGAGGGUUGUCCAUAAAGGCAACCGAACACUCUGUGCAGCGAAAUUCAUACGCCUGAGCAGCAGAACAAGGGAUCAGACCUUUCGCGAGAGGGACAUCCUGGCCACAUUGUCCCACGACAGGAUCACUCGACUGCUGGACGAGUUUGAGACGCGGAAGACCUUGAUCCUUAUCUUGGAGCUAUGUUCCCACGAAGAGCUCUUGGACAGGUUGUUCAGGAAGAACGUGGUGACGGAAGCAGAGGUCAAGCUAUAUAUUAAACAGCUUUUAGAAGGGAUUGCAUACAUCCAUGAGAACCAAAUACUUCACUUGGACAUUAAGCCCUCAAACAUCUUGAUGGUUUACGACGACAAAGACGACAUUAAGAUCUGCGAUUUUGGGUUUGCUCAAAAGAUAAACCCAUCUGAACCGCAGUACAGUAAAUACGGGUCUCCGGAGUUUGUCUCCCCAGAAAUUCUCUCACAGUCACCAGUGUCCAAGGCAUCUGAUAUCUGGCCUGUUGGCGUUAUCAGCUAUUUAAGUUUGACCUGCAAAUCUCCGUUUGCCGGAGAAAACGACCGAGCGACCCUACUAAACAUACAGAAUGGGAGGAUUUCGUGGGACGUUCCUGGUUUUGUUAGUCUGAGUGACGAUGGAAAGGAUUUUAUCAGAAAGAUACUGCAGAAGUCUGCGGAGGCAAGACCAAGUGCCAGGGAAUGCCUCUCCCAUAGCUGGUUUGUGAAUAAACCCUCCCUCGAGGAAUCUCAUUUUAUAGAUACAAACCAGCUCAAAUUCUUUGUCUCUCGAAGCAAGUGGCAG